Molecule: messenger RNA, 3312 nt
Organism: Aphanomyces astaci
Lineage: Eukaryota; Oomycota; Saprolegniomycetes; Saprolegniales; Verrucalvaceae
Exons: 3
Coding region: 92-3256 (1054 amino acids)
Biological process (GO): protein dephosphorylation
Cellular component (GO): cytoplasm
Molecular function (GO): metal ion binding; protein tyrosine/serine/threonine phosphatase activity
Source: RefSeq, a predicted model, not a curated record
UCGUGAACACAGGCCAAAGUCGCGUUACAUUACCGACUUCGUCAAGCACGCGACGACCGCCUUCUCGGGACCUCUAAGCAUCCUUGGAGCAAUGACGUCGAAGCAAGAGGCAUGCACAUAUCCUUGUAUAGAUCAGACCCCGGCGUCCGCACACGCGCCAUGUCUUGACGUUCCCGUGGUCACCCCCGUCCACGUCUUCAACUUCUUGCAGCACAGCGCGUCCAGGUCCAUCGUGUUGGACAUUUCCAAGUCGUUUGACAAACCUCCCAAAAUGGUGUUGGCGGUCUCGUUCUCAACAGACGAUAGUACAGCCCGCUCCUGUGAGUUUGACCAAGAGACUGCCGCGCGGUUGACGGACGUCCGACUGACCCACGUGUUCGUCAUGGGCAAUCCAUCCAGCCCCCAUUUCCACCAAGAUUUGAGUGUGGUGUACGCAAGACUACUAGACACGCGUGGUACCGUCCCGCCAGCGCUGUGCAUCCAAUAUGUCGAUGCUGCAAUACUCGUCGACAUGUUUCCACUCGUGGAGCCCCCACUCGUGAGCCUCAUCGAGACAUCAAGGGGGUGGAUCUUCCUUGGCAACAACCUCCACGCCCAGAACGACAAGGUCGUGAACGACCUGGCCAUCCGCAGCAUCGUCAACUGCUCCAGCACGAUCCAGGAGAGGACAUUCUCGCAUGUAGACUACUAUGACGUGACCGUGUCCACGGAGAACCCCGAGGAAAGCACGUUCAAGGCGUUCGACGAGGCCGUGGCGUACAUGGAGAGCGCUCAGUCGCGCGUGCUCGUGCACAGCACGUACGGCCGGUCUCGGUGCUGCACGUUGGUCGUGUACUUUCUCAUGAAGACCGAAAACAUGUCGCUGGUGGACGCGUACCACCGCGUGCUGUCGAGUCGGCCCAACAUGAUGCCCCGGGACGCCAUCCUGGACAUUCUGCUGCAAAAGGAGCGCUUUCUGUUUGGCACAAGCAGCUUUGACGACGAAGACGGCCGAAACAGGUGCAAGCACAUGACGCGAGGGGGGCUGCUGUCUCGCGAAGGCCAGGCGCGCCUGACUGCCGCGAUAUCCAACAUCCACGACACGGAAGUCCGCCACUUGGCCGCCAAGAACAAGCCAAUUCACCACCCCGCGGUCAUCCACGAGUCGCCGACAGCACGACUAUCGAGCAAGAGUAAGCGCACCGUGCCCGAGUCCAGCGUCACGUGCCGCUGGCUGUUCAACCGAUUGCAGUCCGGAACCGGUAUGCUGCUGCUGGACGCCCGAAGUCGUGCGGACUUCGACGACAACUGCAUUCCCACGGCCAUCUCAAUCCCCGCCACCCACACGGCCACGCUGGACGCCGUUGAAAAUGCGCUGCUGCCAGAGCAGGCGCACCUCUUUACAGCGAAAAAGCGCAAACUCCGAGAGGUGGUCAUAUACGGGUACGCUGUCAAGGUGUCGUUGAAAGAGCUCAAGCCGUGGAUGUACGUCGUGGGCAGUUUGGUCGUGGCCGAAGGACUCGUGUCGAGUGUGCGGUACCUCGAGGAUGGCUUCACGACGUUUCACUUUCGGUACCCGUUUUAUACAUCGCAGUUUUUAUUCGCCAACACGAUCGACGACGACGACGACCGCCACCACCACCACCUGCUGGCGCGGACGCAAAGCGGUACCCACAACGUCAACUACCCGAAUGAAAUCCUAGACGGGUUUCUGUAUCUGGGCAACAUGUGGCACGCGCAGUCGCCCAGCGUGGUCCGGAACCUGGGCAUCACGCACAUUGUAAACGCCAGCCUGGACACGACCAACGUGUUUGACAAGGCGGGCGUCUUGUACCUCGAAGUCAAGAUCAAGGACGACAUUCACGCGAAUAUUGGUGCCUACUUUGAGCCCACGUAUCGCUUCAUUGAAGCUGCCAAACAGAGGCAGCACAGCCGCGUGUUGAUCCACUGCACCCAAGGCAUCUCACGGUCCGGCACUCUCGCUAUUUAUUACAUCAUGCGCGCACAGCGGUGGUCGUUGGUGACAAGCGUCAACUAUUGCAUUGCGAACCGAGGCGUGUGCUUCCCCAACCAGGGGUUUCUGCAGGCACUCAUGGUGGAAGAGCGCAAGCUGUACCUAGCCAACAGCCUCUCGACCCACGAGCUCGACCUGCUGCUGGGCAACGCACUGCCCGACCGUCCGGUGCCGAAACCCGCGCUGCCACCGUCGGACGCAUACGGGUCGUCCAAGCAACUCGUGGACCUCUGCCACACUUGCAAAAAACUGUUUUCGUUCUUCGACUGGCGCCACCGGUGCGGGCUGUGCAAGCUCAUCGUGUGCAGCAAGUGCUGCAGCAGUCGCCUCAUCUUGACCGACAGCUUGCAACACGACCGAGCCGACGUCGGCCGCGUGUGUGAUCCGUGCGUCGUGCACCUCUGGGCCAUCCAUCUCCCGCUGCCGUUCCGCCUCAACUUCAACCUCUUUGCCGACAAACACGUGGACCGGCGCACCCUCACCGUCAAGAGCCCGAGCUUGCAAAGCCAGUCGCUGACCGUGUCGUACAUUCCCGGCACAGAAGCGCACGUGUUGAUGAACAUCCUUCGAAAACGUUUCCAAGUUCGCGAGUACGAACUGCUCGACGUGACGGGCGACGGCGUCGGCUUGGACGCGGCGUGGAGUUUGCAGCCGCGAAGCGUGCUCGACCUCCCCGACAAAGCCGUGCUGUUUGCGUGCAUCGGCGAGUCGGGCUCGAUUCCGCAUCGGUCCAACUCGUCCCGCGGCCGGUCGAAUGGGAACGCCAUGUCCCGCCACCGCCUGCACCACGAGCAGUCGUACUCGACGCGGUCGCUGCCGUCUGAUGACCGGCAUGCAGCGCGGCGGUCGCGGUCGUUUUCAGAAGGGCGGGCGUUGGCGCUCCAGGAAUCUCUGCGACAGCGUGAAAAAGGCAGCCGCAUCGAGAUGCAUUCGACCGAGCCGAUCAACGGCAACGUGCACGCGCUGGUCCAAGUGCCCACAAGGGACUUCCACCCGCCUCCGAGUCCCUUUGUAGAUGAGAACCGAUUCUCGGAAUUGUGGAGGAUAGCUUUUCCGCGGUGUUCAGUCAUUCCGCGAGACGUGCUCCUGGGCCUGGACACCGACACCCUCAUGGAGCUCAUGCUGGGCAUGGCAUAUCUCAGCACGAAAUUGGCCACGGCAUCCCCCGCCCCCGAACUUUGCACCUUGCUCGACACUUUGUUUAACGAUCUCCAAAUGUCGUCGACCUCGAGACGCCUUGUGCAGCAAUACAUGGAGCUUUAACGCCAUAGCUAGAAGCUAGCCACUUUUGAAUCAAAGGUGUCUUGGAUUUAGUCAGA